Molecule: messenger RNA, 1146 nt
Organism: Leucoraja erinaceus (little skate)
Lineage: Eukaryota; Metazoa; Chordata; Chondrichthyes; Rajiformes; Rajidae
Product: ras-related protein O-RAL-like
Exons: 1
Coding region: 16-666 (216 amino acids)
Biological process (GO): Ras protein signal transduction
Cellular component (GO): plasma membrane
Molecular function (GO): GTPase activity; GDP binding; GTP binding
Source: RefSeq, a predicted model, not a curated record
GCUCUUGCCGCAUUCAUGGUUUGCCCGCACAUAGCUUCCACUCCCAGAGCGUGCAAAUCAAGGACGAGUUAUCCACUUGACAAUCCAGCAGCUAACACGAAUAAGAAUCAGAGUUUGUUGGCUCUGCAUAAAGUGAUUAUGGUAGGCAGUGGUGGUGUAGGCAAGUCUGCACUAACAUUGCAGUUCAUGUAUGACGAGUUUGUUGAAGACUACGAGCCAACUAAAGCUGACAGUUACAGGAAAAAAGUUGUUCUGGAUGGCGAGGAGCUGCAGAUAGACAUCUUGGAUACUGCUGGGCAGGAGGAUUAUUCAGCCAUUCGGGAUAACUAUUUCCGUAGUGGGGAGGGUUUUCUUUGUGUCUUCUCGAUAACUGAGCAAGAAUCAUUUACUGCCACUGUAGAAUUUAGGGAACAAAUUCUCCGUGUGAAAGCAGAGGAAGAUAAAAUCCCAUUACUUUUAGUGGGUAAUAAGUCCGAUUUGGAAGAUCGGGGGCAAGUCUCUGUUGAAGAAGCAAGGAGCAAAGCAGAUGAGUGGGGAGUUCAAUAUGUUGAGACUUCAGCAAAAACUCGAGCCAAUGUAGAUAAGGUAUUUUUUGAUCUGAUGGGAGAAGUCCGAGCAAAGAAAAUGUCAGAAAACAAAGAUAAAAAUGGAAAGAAGAGCAGCUGAAACAAAAAGAGCAUCAGAGAACGAUGUUGCAUUCUGUGAAUAUUUUUGUGUGGGUGGGUUGAUACUCAGCAAUUUGAACUUGGGCACUUGUAUUUAUUUAGCCACUUGGUUUGUUUAUAAUUGGUCACUGUUUAUUUUAUAGUAAAACAGUGUUAAUUUUGAAUAUUGGGUAAUGCUGGAUACAUUGCCAGUGCAUUGCUCUUUGAACUGUCAAAUAUGCUGUAUCCUUUAGACCUAAUCAAGAUUUGUAUUUCUUUGCUGUUUUUUUCUCGGUCAUUUAACUUUAAACAACUGCUCAUAUCAAUUAUAACAUGCUUCCAUCUCCCAUUUAAAUUGAUUGCCUGAUUUAUUUGUCCAUUUGUGAAUUAUUCAGAGCCACUGUACAAAAUUACUCUGGGAAAUUACAGGGCAGAUUUCGAAUACUUCGGAGUAAUGAGGCAGGUUUAUAAAAAGGCAGCAUUGUGAGCCUGUUGUUCUUUU